GUUCGUCUAUUGUUCACAGCACCAACCGCACAUUCCAGAAAGUGCAAGAAAAAGUGGUCUUCCUUGUUCCUCCAAUUAUUCCUCUCCUUUCUCUAUUUACUGCCUGGCUGCUCAUCUGCUCGGUUCAUCUCUUUCUCAAUUUUAGCAAUUCCUCUCUUCUCCGAUGUCGAUCGUUCCUAUCAGUGACCAAGCAGGUGCUAUCUCCAAUCGUUCCUCUUCGGACUUGUGGGAUCCAGAAGGUUUCUUCUCAUCACUAAAUCUUUGGGAUCCAUUCCUAAAUUUUCCUUUCCCAUUCCAAUCCUCCAUAGUUUCCACCCAUUUCCCAUCCUUGGCUGGGGAAAUUUUCCCAUCCCUUGAAACCCAUGUAGAUUGGCAGGAAACCCCAAGAGCCCAUGUGUUUAGAGCUGUAUUUCGUGGGCUUAACAGAGAGGAUGUGUUGGUUUUCAUUGACGAUGAUAAUACGCUUCAAGUAAGCACAGAGAAUGGUAAGUUCAUGAGCAAGUUCAAGUUGCCUGAGAACGCCAGAAGAGAUCAAAUUAAAGCAGCUAUGGUGAAUGGAGUUCUCACUGUGACUAUUCCUAAGGAAGGUGCUAGAUCGCCUAGUGUAAGAUCCAUUGAGAUUUCUGGUUCUGGCUAAACUCUCUCUCUCUCUCUCUCUCUCUCUCUCAUAUAUAUAUAUAUAUAUAUAUAUAUAUAUAUAUAUGCUCUAGAGCUUAUGCUCUGUGUGUGGUGUGUGUGAAGGAGAGAGAGAAGUAUUACGAUGAGGUGUGUUGUAAUGUAUUUUCUUUGCUUGUAGAUCUGUUUCCGUGUGAUGUAAAACUUGCUGUGCUAAUAUAAAUAGUUUGUUGUUGUUGGAAGAAAAAAAAAAAAAGAAAAAAAAAUUUCUAUCUAAACUGAAAAUUUUAAUUUGAUUUGUUUGAUUUUGAUAAUUUUAUUUUGGAAUUAAUAAAAUUUUAAUUUAUUUAUCA
This is a messenger RNA of Hevea brasiliensis (rubber tree), 968 nucleotides long. RefSeq names its product 18.1 kDa class I heat shock protein-like. The transcript has a single exon. Bases 164 to 637 code for a protein of 157 amino acids. The record is from RefSeq and is a predicted model, not a curated record. Gene Ontology annotation, biological process: response to salt stress; response to heat; protein folding. Lineage: Eukaryota; Viridiplantae; Streptophyta; Magnoliopsida; Malpighiales; Euphorbiaceae.